Molecule: messenger RNA, 2016 nt
Organism: Vitrella brassicaformis
Lineage: Eukaryota; Vitrellaceae
Source: the annotation of a GenBank genome assembly
GUGACAUCUGUACAUUCAUCCAGACUGAGCCGUCGACGGUCCACUGCUCAAUAAUCGAAAGGAUGGUUCACAUACACAUCACACAGGCAGCCGACCAGCAAUCCAUCGCACACAGACAGACAGACAGACGUCAUCGAUAGACAAAGGCAUUCCACCCACCCACCCCUUCAUCCACUCAUCCAUCCCGUCAAGCCCAAUGGCAUUCCACCCAUUCCUGCCUGCAACCCUGGCUAUAAGUGGCACCCUCCCCCCAUCCACACACACGCCCCAUACAAACCCCCAUCCAUCCAUCCAUCCAUCAGUAGGUAGGUUGCUAUCUGUACACUAUGUACCGCCUCUCUGUCCGCCACGACCGCCACGACCACCACGCCCACGCCCACGCCAUGGGACGAUGCGCCGCUGCGGCCAAUAGGGAUUGCCGCCAGCAAGACCACCCAAGAACGGGUCAGCACCGCCAGCAGCAGCAGCAGCAGCAGCAUACGGGUUAGCGCCUCCAAAAUUCGGCACGUUCAUCUGUGGACCCAUGUUCAUCUCCGCACCCUUCCUGCACAAACCAACGAGAAAGAGAGAGAGCAAAGGGAUGAUGGAUGCUAUCUGUCUCUGGGUGGGUGGGUGUGCGAUAAGUUGCGUACCCGCCUCGGCGGAACAUGAAGUGCUUGCCGCAUCUGCAGGCGAUGUGGUCGCAGCCACCGUUCUUCUCCACCACAGCCCCGCACUCAGGACACACACACGACCCAGCACGCUGCACGACCGAGCCAUUGACACACACCAGAACGCACAUCGAUUUGGGCGCCGAUUGAUGCGUCGGAGCACUCACCUUUUGGUACUUCUUGAAUGCCUCCUCGUUUUGCUUGAAGUGCGGGUCUUGGGUGGACUUGGCCUCCUCACAGGUCUUGCCGUCGUGCACCUUGCUCCCACACAGCAGACACCUGCACGACGCACACGCACACACACAAAUGCCAUCCACCCAUCUUUGUAUGUGCGUCAUUGGGUGUCUGUGGGUGUGGCAUUCACGCGUACAGCUUGCUGCAUUUGGGACAAGGGAACCCCGUGCGCAACGCGCUAGUGUCGUUGCCGACCAACGCACGAUAGCCACAGUCAGGCCAACCUGACCCCAACACACACACACACACACACACAUCAGGUCCAUCCAUCCAUCCACCCGAACACGCACCAUCCACUUCUUUCUUUCUGUCUGUCGUACCACAGACUUUGGUGCCCUGCAUCUUCUCGAUCAUGUAUGCGUCGUACUUCUCCAUGUCCUCCUCGUCUAUGAGCAUCUGCAGGUCCGCUGCACCCAGCUGCGUGCGGCACUGCUUCUCACCCCCCUCUGCCGACCGUACCAGUGCUGGACAGUAGAAGGGCACCUGAUCGCAUCGCAGCGCAUCAGCACAGAAACAGAGAUAGAUGGCUGACGUGUGUGUGUGUCUGUGUGUCUGUGUGUGGUCUAUGGUGUGUACCUGCCGCUCGCUGAGCUGAUGCUUGACGUAGUCGCUAAGACACUCGAAGUGGUGCAUGCACUCACAGUUCAGCAGACGCAGGCACCUGCAUCACCAUGACACACCAUACACACCACACACCACCACAUGCCGAGCGUGUCAGUGUGCUUGCGGCUCCUUCUCAGUGUCGAAGGCUUCCAGGCAGACGAAGCACUUCUUGUCCGCAACGGGCCCAGCUGCCGCUGCCGCUGAAGCGAGCGUGUGUCCGGUGAUGAGCACCUCGUCAUCGUCAUCGUCAUCAUCAAUGACUAUCUCGCCUCCUGCCGCUGAUGCUGAUGCUGCAGCACUGGCACCCUGCUCUUUCUUGAGGGCCUUGCGUGGCUUGUGCACCCCUCGCUGCAGCUGCUUCUCGGGAACGGCCGCUGCAAAGGCAGACUCUGAGGCAGAGGGAGCGCCAGCAGAAGCAGACUCGUGGUUCUGCUUUCGUUUCUGGUAGUCAUCCUGCCGCUUGCGGCGAUACUCCAUCAGCUGCGGAUCCAGCCCAGCCAUUUUGCGAUGAAAAACAGGCAAAUCAACG